Molecule: messenger RNA, 1050 nt
Organism: Acanthamoeba castellanii str. Neff
Lineage: Eukaryota; Discosea; Longamoebia; Acanthamoebidae
Product: Cofilin/tropomyosin-type actin-binding protein
Exons: 6
Coding region: 1-1050 (349 amino acids)
Biological process (GO): regulation of actin filament polymerization
Cellular component (GO): cortical actin cytoskeleton; site of polarized growth; actin filament
Molecular function (GO): actin filament binding
Source: RefSeq, a predicted model, not a curated record
AUGUCCGCUUUCGAUUGGGCCAACGAAUCCGAGGUUCAGGAGGUGCUCGAGCAGAUAAGGAAGAGCGACUCCAACACUAAGUGGGCCGUGUUCGGGUAUGAGGGUGACAAGACCGUGAAGCUCGUCCAGUCCGGUCCCGGCGGUCUGGAGGACUUCCGCUCGCUGCUCACCGACGACGACAUCUUCUACGUCGUCUACUCACUCGAGGUCAAGGACCAGGACGAGGGCGGAGAGGUGUUCUCGGCCACGAAGGUGAUCUUCAUCACGUGGGUGGGCACCAAGUGCAAGCCCAUGCUCAAGGCCAAGUCCUCGCAGCACCGCCUGCCCAUCUACAAAUACGCUCUGAGGUCGCUCCAGCUGGCCGCCGAGCUCCAGAUCCUCGAGCCCGAGGACCUGACCGAGGCCAACAUCCUGGGCAAGCUCCGCGGCACCCACGUCGAGGCCGAGGGCGUGCCCGCCGCCUCCACCGGCGGCUCCGGCGGCGCCGCCGCUGCCGCCUCCGCCCCCGCCACCACCUCCUCCAGCUCAGCCCUCCCCUCCACCUCCAGGGCUUCGUUUGUGAGGAAGGACCAGUCGACCACCCACGUGGCCUUCAAGGGCACGUCCAACGUCAACACCGACGCCAACCUCAGCUUCGUCAACCCCGACGAGGCCAACGGUCUGCUGGCCGACGUCAGGAACGACGGCACGCCCACCAACUGGGUGCUGUUCGGCCACGAGGGCAAGAGCCUGAAGGUGCUCGGCUCCGGCAGCGGCGGCUACACCGAGCUCGAGGGCUUCUUCCAGGACGAGGAGAUCGUCUACGGCGUGCUGGGCCUCGAGGUGGCCGAUGAGGACGGCGGCAGCGAGUACAAGACCACCAAGUACAUCUUCAUCUCGUGGGUCGGCCCCAAGGUGAAGCCCCUCACCAAGGCCCGCUCCUCCCAAGUGCGCGUUGCCCUCUACAAGCAUGCCAAGAACCACCUCCAGCUGGCCGCUGAGAUUCAGGCCCUCGAGCGCUCCGAGAUCUCGGAGGAGCUCAUCAAGCAGAAGCUCAACGCCACCUUCUAA